Messenger RNA from Hypoxylon trugodes, 2025 nucleotides. Its product is annotated as acid protease. Gene Ontology annotation, molecular function: aspartic-type endopeptidase activity. NCBI's taxonomy places the organism in Eukaryota, Fungi, Ascomycota, Sordariomycetes, Xylariales, Hypoxylaceae. The record is from RefSeq and is a predicted model, not a curated record. Gene Ontology annotation, biological process: proteolysis. Bases 145 to 1704 code for a protein of 519 amino acids. The transcript is spliced from 3 exons.
UGGUGACGGAUUCUCAGAUGUAUAUGCAGGUUUAGUUUGCUAUCAUCUAACCAUAGUAGCCAAUCCUGGCGGCGGGAUCCGAGACGUCGGGUAUUUCGAAGCUGGGGGAGAAGCUUGCGUUAAACGGCGCUGCAGAAUCUCAAUAUGCAUCGGGCCUUAAUAACUCUCCAGCUCUUACUAUGGGUAACCGGUAUUCAUGCUUUCUUCCAGCGUCUUCCUAGUCACGACGGUUUAGAAAAGCGAGGCUCCCCGGACGGAUCGGCACCCAGCAAACAAAACCCCCAACUUGGGUUUGUUACGUUUAAAUUGGUUCAAGGGAAGCCUAGUUCUAAAGAGAGUCUUACAGACAAAGUCUCCAGGGCAAUUCAAAGUCUAACCACCAAAUAUGGAUACAGAGCGCCGACUCGAUCUACAUCCGAAGAUCCGGCCCUCCUCAACCGAGACAACGACUACAAAGUAGUAACUGCAGCCAAACCCUCGGCCAGCAACGCUGUAGGAGUUGAUCAAGAUGGAACGGACUACUCGUACUUCCUAGAAGCCAACUUUGGUUCCGAGGGCAAGUCGUUGUACAUGCUUGUUGACACGGGAGCUAGUACAACAUGGGUCAUGGGUUCGGGUUGCACAUCCAGCGCUUGCACGAAGCAUAACACAUUUGGUCCGAACGAUUCCAAAUCGUACCAUGAUACUGGGAACGACUACUCUGUCGAGUAUGGCUCGGGAGAGGUUAGUGGACACCUUGUAUCUGACACUAUAUCCAUUGCGGGGCUUGAAGUUACUAUGCCUUUUGGAGUCGCCAACGUUACUUCCGACCAGUUUGCCCAAUUCCCCUUCGAGGGCAUCCUAGGAUUAUCGAUGACCAAUGGCACAUGGCUUAGCUAUGUCAAAGAAGCUAAACUAAUCGACUCUAACGUGUUCGGGAUUGCGCUGGCUAGGAAUAGUGAUGGUACGAACGAUGGGGAAAUAGCUUUUGGUGGGCCAAACAAGGCCAAAUUCAAGGGCGACAUUUCAUACACCCCCAUUCAGUCCGGAGACAGUUGGGCUAUUCCGAUGGACGACGUGCUGUAUGACGACAACUCGGCCGGAGUUAAAGGUCGACUUGCUUACAUCGACACCGGAACGACUUUCGUUUUCGGCCCUCCGGAUGAUGUUCAGGCUUUAUAUAAGCUAGUGCCUGACUCCAAGACUACCGAUAAUGGUCAGACUUGGAGCGUUCCAUGCGACAGCAAUGCUACAGUCUCUUUCUCCUUUUCGGGCCAGACUUACACUGCUUCGUCGAAGGACUUCACAUCUGCACCGAAUGGCGAUGGUGUCUGCUUUGGGAAUGUGUACGGCAUGGAGUUCGUGUCCGGUGCUUGGUUGCUCGGAGACAUGUUUUUGAAGAAUGUCUACAGCGUAUUCGACGUAGAUCAAAAACGGAUCGGAUUCGCUGCUAGAGCAGCUUCAAGUGGCAGCACGACAAGCCCAUCUGUAACGUCAAUAUCCCCCGAUGGUUCAACAACGACUAUCGAAUCAUCCACCCCAACGAGUUCUUCGGGUAGUACCGGCAUUGGCCUCAUGCCUAACGCAAGUCCUACAAGUUCAGGUAGUUCGGCAGCCGAUACGACACCGACGCCCACUACAGAAUCGUCUGGCGAGAAAUUGCAAGGAAAGGGUCUAUAUGCCUCCGUACUAGGUGCCCUCCUAAUUAUCGCCAUGACUGUUUAAUAUGGGAUGUUUUAAUAUUAAUCAUCCUACUCCAUAUAUAUACAUGUACACAUUAUGAACUGCUUUAUCACCAGCAGAAGAUACUGCCUCGUAGCAGUACACGUCACCUAUCUCCAAAUAUGGAGGUACCGCUUGUUUCUUGGAUAUACAGCAGAGGCUUAGCUCGUCGCUGUAAAGAGGGAGAGAAGGUAGCGCUACAUAAUGGCGCAGGGAGAAAUAUACACGAAUGAUACCCAGGGUUGAGAGGAAUGAAAAUGGUUAGCAGAGAAGCCUAUGAUGGGCGCACACGUACGUACGUCUGUUGGGCAUUGUAUGUAGGAU